Molecule: messenger RNA, 4705 nt
Organism: Anneissia japonica
Lineage: Eukaryota; Metazoa; Echinodermata; Crinoidea; Comatulida; Comatulidae
Product: Fanconi anemia group A protein-like
Exons: 36
Coding region: 330-4379 (1349 amino acids)
Biological process (GO): interstrand cross-link repair
Cellular component (GO): Fanconi anaemia nuclear complex
Source: RefSeq, a predicted model, not a curated record
UUGUUUUGAUUUUCGAGGUGAACAUGCCGCUUCAUCAAUCAAAAGUGGGAAAGUUACAAGUUUCUUUUGAUGAUAAUUGUCAACAUUUAAGAAGAAGAAGAAUGAUACUAUAGCUACUAAAAUAGCCCUUUUCUAAGGCCGAUCAUUCAUUGAUUUGGCAGUAGCAGUACUUAGGCUACUUCUAGCCUAGGCUAGUACAGUAGCACUAGGCUAGGUAGAACUCCUAGUGCAAUAUAUAGUCGCCGCAACAAGAGGUCUCACUUGACUUGGUCCAGCAUCUCGGAGUUGCUGCUGCUGUCUAGGCCUAGGAAAGAUUGGUGUCUAGUCCUAUGAUGGAUUUGAAAGAGGCAUUUGAAGACAAUAGUUCAAAUGCAAGAACAUUUGAGGAUCUUUUAGAAUGGCGCCACCAGUGCAGAGACACACAGUUGUCCGAAAAUAAGACAAGCUUGAAAGAUGCAGUGUUACGGUUGAUUGAUCACCAUCAGGAUGUGGAUCAACUCUUUAAAGAGUUAAAUGAAGUUCAACAGGUUAGAACAUUUGGUGCUAGCAGUUCUCAACUUACUGAUGCGAGCUAUAACCACAGAGUUGAUCAGCUGAAUGUUGAAAUGUUUGUAAGUACCCUGCAGGCUCAUGCUCAGUUGACAUCAACACCUGUGGAUGUCUUAGCAGCGCUAGCCUAUGCGAAGAACCUUCAAGCCAUCAUAGGAGAGGCAGACGAAAACACUCACCUUUUAACUGACGCCCAGCAGCAUCAAGUGCAGAUGGUGUUGAAUGGAAUUCAGAAACUGAAUAAAAUACAUGCAUUCAGCAAUUCUCAUUUCAUCAAGAAAAUUAAUACAAAAUCAUUUUUUCCUGUAGAGUUAGUUUGGAUUCUGCACAGAGAAUCGAUCAUGCCAAUCAGCAAGUUCAUCACAAACAAUUUGGGAAGACAGAAUGUGUUUGCUGCCCUCAUGCGGUGCAUAGUUUCAAUUGGUUUGCACAUCCCUGCUGAGCAGGAAAAGGCAGCAAGAAGCAAAGAAAUUGUACAAGGAUUUGUUGCAUUUUUUGUUGCCCAUGGUUACCCUGUAGGCAAUGAAGAAUCAGAAGAUUACGCUAAACGUGCCAUACAAAAGGCAUCAGUGCUUUUACUGGACACCAUUAUGAGCGACUUUUUGAAGAAAGGAGCUGAAUCGAGCAACGCCAACCACUUGAACCUGUUGGAAUUGAUAAGACAAGAUAGAAUGGUUAGCCAGGAGUCCAGCGUCAAGUUCUUCAAACACCAGCUAAUCCUACAGUUGACGUCUACUACAGAUAUCAUUGUCUCUCAAGCCAUUUUGGAACAACAUUUUUGGACAUUUGCCAAGACUGCAAGUCAUGUGACUGCAACAUAUCGUGAACUUCUGUUAUCCUUCAAGGAGGAAGAGAUAGCAGGCAUGAUUCAGAGAUUGUUAGAACACGAAGAGGUGAAUUGGCAAGCCCUCCUUAGCUUCAUCUCAACAUUCCUUGUUGUUUGUCCCAGUGCCCCAGCUUUGAUCAAAGGUUUGAUCCACAACUUUCUAUCAACAGCUGUUGAGGAGCUGGACCAAGACUUCCUCAUUAUCGCUUUGCUUCUUGCCAGACAGGCAUCCUCUGAAGGACCUCAGAUCUUUCUGCCGUACCCACAGUGGUUUAAGGAAACUUUUGGUGAAGGUAAUGCAUACAUCACAUCAAAGAAAUCCUUCACAUUUCUGAUGAAAAUCCUGACUUCACUUGUUCCAUUUGAACCAAGUCAUAUCAUCAAGGCUCAUAUUCAGAAAUCACCGCAUGCCAUCGGGAAGUGUCAGGAGCUUGUGUGUGACUACAUUUUACUGGGUAAAACAAGGCUUGCAGAUCUGAAGGAACCUUUGGAACCAGAAGGGAUCUUUGUACAGGGUCAAUCAAGUGAUGGAUCAAAAAUGAAAGUGCUUCAAGAACAAGCAGAAUCAGACAUUGAGCAAGCAAUAGCAGCAUUUGAAGUGACCAAUCAGGUUCCACUUAGCAUCAUUGAAGCAAGUAUUUUCAAAUACCCCUAUUUUAUGGGCCGAUUUCUACCAGUGCUACUUAAACCAAGAAUGUUACCUGAUGUUCCCGAUUCCAGGAUGAAAUUGAUUGAAAGUCUUAAAAACCUUGGUAAGAUUCCAGUAAGAAUGAUAGAGAAAUACAAAGAGGCCUGUCAAAAAGAACUCAACUCUCUUUUAGAAGGAAUUGAUAUGGAAGAUGAUGAUUGUGACAUGCUUGAGCCUAUGGAUGCCCUUAAGAAGAGUAUGGACAACCUUGUCAAGGCUGUCACAGGUUUACAACCAAAGACAGAAAGUUUAAACCAUCAGCUUGCAGUUAUAUCAGACAGACUUCAGACAGUUUUUUGCGAUGAAAUCAGGCCGGCUGACCUUUCAACUAAAGAUGAACUCUUGAACCUUGACAUGCAAUCACCUUCACUCACACCACUACAAGUGGAGGUGACAGAAGUAAUUUUAAAUGGUUUUUGCCGGGCUUGUCUUGAGAAUGAAAAGGUCAUUGUUCAUUGGGCUGACAACUUUGUUUCAAUGCUUAGUCAAUUUCAACUUGUUCUGAAGUCACUGAUGUUAAGGCUGUGUACAUUACUUUUACAUCAGGGACCACAGCUGGAGCAAUCACAUCGUCAUUGUCUUUCCAUCCUCCUGGUUCAUCUUUAUAGAAAACAAGAUGUUGUUCCCAUGGUAACCAUAACAGGGCAUGGGAUAAGAAAUGAGACUAGCUGUGGCCCAUUUCUCCAAAUUGUAGCCAAAUUACUCUGCAAUGACACAGGCGAUAAGAUGAAAUUUGUGCUUCAAUUAUCUACAGCAGUCAUCAUGUAUUCAUUGCAUCUUAAUGAAUCAAAUAAUUUGUCAGCACAAAUAAUUCCAGAAAUUUUGGUUGAAAAGUUUUUAUAUCUGGUACCAAGGCUGCACCCAGAUGCGAGAUAUGCAGCUUCUCAUGAAUUGAAUGAGUCUUCAGAUGCAUCUGUAAAAUUAUAUUUAUCACCGAAGUUCAAUGAACUUUGUGAGGUGCGUUCGUUGAAGCUAUCGUUGAACCAGUGGAUAUGCAAUGAGAUUCUUGUACAGCCUCAUCUGGAUCUCAUCACAUUUCUUGAAAGAAAAGAAUACCACAGGUGGAUGGUAACUGAAAAGUGUUAUCCUGAAUAUGCCGAUUACAUGGAAGUAUGUUCGGUGCUUUUCAAGGAACUUGUAGAAUACAGUAAAACCAUUGGACUUCAGUCAGGACUGUAUGUCCAUAAUGGAUGUCUCCACCAUCUUGAGCAGCAAUCCCUGAAUGCAACCAAUGAAAAUGGCAGCCAAGGAGAAAUGCUGCAGCUGCUACAGGAGAUGACUCAGUCGACUUACUUGAGAGGGUCUACAGAUGAUAGGAUGAAUGUUGAGAAAGGCAGUUGGAUGAUGGAUACAAUUCAGAAGAUAUUAGCUGUUGGAGAAAAAGAGGACAAAGCUCUUGAAACUGCCUGUAUUGUGAACAUUAUUACUAGCCUACCAGCUCACUUACUGGUGUCCAAUACUCCUGGAGAUCGCUCAGCUGCUGUCCACACCUUGAAUCAUCUGAUAAGCUUUAUCAACACCAACUUAAGACAAAACCUUAUGGAGACCAUCUAUUCUCUACCUCCACAUGUGACAUCCUAUUUUGCAAGGAUGCUUGGUUAUUUGGGUUCAUCUUAUAUCCAUCAACUGAAGACAGCCUGUCCCCUUUUAAUCUCUUCUUUGUUGGUACAUAUAAAGAAACUGAUUUCAAGUUUUUCCAGAGUGUCGAAGAGUAAUUCCACAUCACAGCUAUUUAAGGAUUUAACUUCCUUAAAAGCUCACGCUGAAGAAUUAAUGACCAGUUCACGCCCUCUACAGUUUUCUGCAACACAGAAUGCAGAUGUAUGGUUUAUCAGUGUAGCAUUGUUCACAUUUCCGAAAGAAAAGCUAUGCUCUUAUUUACAAAGACUUGCAAAAUCCAAAACGGUUUUAGAAUUCCUAUUUGAAUUAGUAAUUGCAGAUGUGGCACAUUCCAUUCUCAUUGGAAGGGAGGUCUCAGUGAAUCUUCAGCUUGCACAGAAUAUUCUAGAAAUUAGUCCUGAAAGUCAGAUUAUCCUAACAAAAAAUUCACUUCUGAAGUCUAGUGUUGCUCCUCAAACUGUUAUACAAAUGAUGCCACUAGCCUUAUUCAGAGUUUAUUUGGGAGUGUCUGCAGCAAUGAGGGUUGAUUAUGUCAAUAAGCCAGGUGUUCUUCAAACUCUACUCAUUCAACAUCAACAGUUAGUGAACCUAUACACCAGAGUCAGCCAUGAUCAUCCAAGAACAGCUUUAAAGUCUGACAAUGAAGUAAGAUAUAUGAUUAUAUUUAAAUAUAUGUUAAGAAAUGUUAAAAAAUAAAUGUUUAACACAAUAAUGAAAAUAUCAGUAUGAUAAUGGUGAAGCCAUGUUUUAAUACAAAACUAAAGUAUAAAUACAGAUCCUUAUAGAGCAAUUGUCAAUGGAAGAAGUUCACAUUGUGAAUGAAAGCUUAAGAUUCUAAUAGAACACUAUUCUAGUAUGACAAUAUGAAUGAAAAUACAGUAUGAUAAUGGUGAAGCCAGAUUUUAAUACAAAGCAAUAGUAUAAAUACAGAUCCUCAAUAGAGUAACUGUCAAUGGAAGAAGUAGACAUUGUGUUAAGAUUUUAAUACAACACUAUUUUAUUAUGACAAUAUUUUAUACAGA